Molecule: messenger RNA, 1313 nt
Organism: Octopus bimaculoides (California two-spot octopus)
Lineage: Eukaryota; Metazoa; Mollusca; Cephalopoda; Octopoda; Octopodidae
Product: meiotic recombination protein DMC1 homolog
Biological process (GO): DNA repair; chromosome organization involved in meiotic cell cycle; reciprocal meiotic recombination
Cellular component (GO): condensed nuclear chromosome; nucleus
Molecular function (GO): double-stranded DNA binding; ATP-dependent DNA damage sensor activity; ATP binding
Source: RefSeq, a predicted model, not a curated record
AUCAGUUCGAAAGAGCGAUAACUUCGUAAGUUUAUACUUUCAAAGUAGCAGACGAUCACGAUUUGGAGGGGAAAACAAAAGCAGUUGCUUAGUGAAUAACAAUUCAAUAACAAUUCUCGAAAACUUCCAUUAAAGGUUAUGGCUGCUGAGCAAGUUGUUGCUCCUGAUGAUUUGGAGUCUGAAGAAGAUGAGGACUCAUUUUUUCAAGAUAUUGAACAAUUACAGAAUCACGGAAUUAAUGCAGCUGAUAUUAAGAAGUUAAAACAAUCAGGAAUAUGCACCAUCAGGGGUAUACAUAUGACAACCAGAAAGAAGAUGUGUGCAAUAAAAGGUAUAUCUGAGGCGAAAAUGGAGAAAAUCAAAGAAGCUUCUCUGAAAAUUUGUGAAAAUGGUUUCUUCACUGCUCUGCAGUAUGCACAGAAACGGAAACAGAUUUUCCAUAUUUCCACGGGCAGUGAAGAGCUUGAUAAACUUCUAGGUGGUGGGAUUGAAAGUAUGUCUAUCACAGAAGCUUUUGGAGAGUUUCGAACUGGGAAAACACAGUUGUCUCACACCUUGUGUGUUACUGCACAGCUACCUGGGAUACAUGGUUACACUGGAGGUAAAGUGGUAUUUGUUGACACAGAAAAUACAUUUCGUCCUGAUCGCUUGAGAGACAUUGCAGAUCGUUUUAAUCUAGAUCAAGAGGCAGUUCUGGAUAAUGUAUUAUAUGCCAGAGCAUAUACCAGUGAACACCAAUAUGAACUUUUGGAUUUUGUGGCUGCCAAGUUUUAUGAGGAACCUGGAAUAUUUAAACUGAUGGUUGUUGAUUCUGUUAUGGCUUUAUUUCGUGUUGAUUUCUGUGGACGAGGAGAACUGGCUGACAGACAGCAGAAACUUGGUCAACUUCUAUCACGACUUCAAAAAAUAGCAGAAGAAUAUAAUGUUGCUAUGUUCAUUACUAAUCAGAUGACAGCUGAUCCAGGAGCAAACAUGAUGUUUCAAGGGGACCCAAAGAAACCCAUUGGUGGACACAUUCUAGCACAUGCAUCCACCAUUAGGGUUUACCUUCGUAAAGGAAGAGGAGAUACAAGAAUUGCAAAGAUCUAUGACAGCCCAGAUCUACCAGAAAGUGAAGCAACAUUUUCCAUCACACAAGGAGGAAUCAAUGAUGCAAAAGAAUAGAAGUCAUAUCAAUGUUGAUAAACCAGGCCAAACUGUAGCUUUUAUUGUCUUAAACAAAAUAUGUAUUUUAUUAAAAGCACUUCAACAUUCUGAAAUUCAAAUAUUGGGUAAAAAUAAUAAAACAAAACUAUUGCUCACUUCACAGUUUA